Scatophagus argus is the source of this 494-nucleotide messenger RNA. RefSeq names its product mitochondrial ribosomal protein L53 (gene mrpl53). Gene Ontology annotation, cellular component: mitochondrial large ribosomal subunit. Lineage: Eukaryota; Metazoa; Chordata; Actinopteri; Scatophagidae. The coding region runs from base 79 to 405 and encodes 108 amino acids. The transcript has 3 exons. The record is from RefSeq and is a predicted model, not a curated record.
UUGUUGUCCUCUGGCGCCUUCUAGUGGCCCAGGCGGGAGACGCCAAUCUCCGUCACAACUGAGGUCACGACGGGAAACAUGGCUGCCUCCAGUAAAACGACCGUGGUGUUGAAGGCUGUGAAGAAAAUAGCUAUUCAGUUUUCUCCAUUCGAGUCUAAUGUUCGGUCGACGCGAGAGUUCCUGGCCUUGGUGGGCUCAGAGAAGGCGAGAGCUACUAACAUUAACUGUGAGGUGACAACCACGGUGAAACAUGACAAAUCUGAACCAGUAGUGGAUGUUACGUAUGUAGAUGGAGAGAGGCUGGUGAUGAAGGGGGCAAACUUGACCUGCAGAGAGAUGCUGGGUGCUUUUCAGUUACGAUGCACAGCCAAGGAUCCACAGGCAAAAGCUGCAAACGAAAAAUGAAUGAACCUCAUGUUAAAUAUGUAGAAUUUAUCUGUAUGUAUGAACAUAUUAUUGAAUGUUUAUAAUAAACUGGUUUUGUAUAAGUGUGA